Messenger RNA from Lethenteron reissneri (Far Eastern brook lamprey), 8485 nucleotides. Its product is annotated as tyrosine-protein phosphatase non-receptor type 11-like. Gene Ontology annotation, molecular function: non-membrane spanning protein tyrosine phosphatase activity; cell adhesion molecule binding; receptor tyrosine kinase binding. Gene Ontology annotation, cellular component: cytoplasm. Gene Ontology annotation, biological process: protein dephosphorylation; positive regulation of ERK1 and ERK2 cascade. The record is from RefSeq and is a predicted model, not a curated record. NCBI's taxonomy places the organism in Eukaryota, Metazoa, Chordata, Hyperoartia, Petromyzontiformes, Petromyzontidae.
CCGCCACCACUUUUCCACCACUCCUCGCGCCUCGCCACCCAACGGCGGCCACGCACAUUUAUCAGCAGCGGCAGAAGCGGCAAGCCGGUGGUGGUGGCGGCGGCGGUGAAGGGGCCAGGGCUGAACGAGCUGAGGGGACGUUAAUAAAACAAAUACACGGACGGAGAGGAGAGAAGGAGACAUCUCUGCCCCGAGACAUGACUUCGAGAAGAUGGUUCCACCCCAACAUUUCAGGGAUCGAGGCGGAACAUCUGCUAAUGACGCGUGGCGUGGAUGGCAGCUUCCUUGCCCGACCCAGCAAGAGCAACCCCGGGGAUUUCACGCUCUCCGUGAGGCGGAACGGCGAGGUGACGCACAUCAAGAUCCAGAACACGGGCGACUACUACGACCUGUACGGCGGUGAGAAGUUCGCAACACUCGCCGAGCUCGUGCAGUACUACACGGAUUACCAGGGCCAGCUGCGCGAGAAGAACGGAGACAUCAUCGAGCUGCGAUUCCCGCUCAACUGCGCCGACCCCACGUCCGAGCGUUGGUUCCACGGUCAUAUCAGUGGGCGCGAUGCCGAGAAGCUGCUGACGGAGAAGGGGCGUGCGGGCAGCUUCCUGGUGCGCGAGAGUCAAAGCAAGCCCGGAGACUUCGUGCUGUCGGUGCGCACGAGCGAGGACCGCCUCGACAACAACGAGAUCCGGCCCAAGAUCACGCACAUCAUGAUCCGAUUCCAGGACGGCAAGUACGACGUGGGUGGUGGUGACAAGUUCGACUCCCUCACCGACCUGGUGGAGCAUUACAAGAAGAACCCCAUGGUGGAGACCUCUGGGACGGUGGUGCAUCUCAAGCAGCCGUUCAACGCCACUCGAAUUAGCGCUUCGAGUAUCGAGCACCGUGUCAAGGAGCUGAGCAAGACCGCUGACAGCAUGGACAAGUCAAAGCAGGGCUUCUGGGAAGAAUUUGAGGCUCUGCAGCAGCAGGAAUGCAAACUUCUCUACAGCCGCAAAGAGGGGCAGAGGCCGGAGAGCAAAGCCAAGAACCGCUACAAGAACAUCCUGCCGUUCGAUCACAACAGGGUGAUUCUGAAGGAUGGUGAUCAGUCCAUUCCUGGCUCCGACUACAUCAACGCCAACGUGAUCACACAGGCAGACAUCGACAAUGGGCGAGUGGGCAGCAAAGCGCCGAAACGGUACAUAGCAACGCAGGGCUGCCUACAGAACACCAUCGUGGACUUCUGGAGGAUGGUGUACCAGGAGAACUCGCGUGUCAUCGUCAUGACGACCAAGGAGGUGGAGCGCAGCCGGAACAAGUGCGUGCGCUACUGGCCGGAGGAGAGCUGCACCAAGGACUACGGCUACCUGCGCGUGUACAACGUGCGCGAGCUCUCGCUGCACGACCACGUGCUGCGCCAGCUGGAGCUCACACACGUCGAGCACCUGGAUGACACGCGCGUCGUGUGGCAGUACCACUUCAAGGCGUGGCCCGACCACGGGGUCCCCAACGAGCCAGGAGGGGUCCUCAGCUUCCUCGACGAGGUCAACCGCCGCCAGGAGGGCAUCUCCGAGGAGGGGCCCAUAGUCGUCCACUGCAGCGCCGGGAUUGGCAGAACGGGCACUUUCAUCGUCAUCGACAUCCUCAUCGACAUCAUCCGCCAGAAAGGGCUCGAUUGCGACAUCGACAUUCCCAAAACCAUCCAGAUGGUGCGGGCGCAGCGGUCGGGCAUGGUGCAGACGGAGGCGCAGUACAAGUUUGUCUACAUGGCGGUGCAGCAGUACAUCGAGACGGUGCAGAAGAGGCUAGCCGAGGAGCAGAAGAUCAAGAAGAAGGGAGUGGAGUACACCAACAUCCAGUACUCCGCCGCCGACUUCGGGGGCGGCGAGGGGAACAUGACGCCCCUCACACCGGGCCGAGUGUCCCUCUCGAGCCAAGACUCUGCGCGACUUGGCCUCUAUGAAAACGUCUCGAAUCUGCCGCUUAGCAAGGCCUCCGGCAAGCUGUGAUGGCGGAGCGUCUCGGUGCAGAUGGGUGCCGGUUCAAGGAGGAGAGAAAACAUUUUUUCUUUGUAAAGGAACAGUUUUUAUUCUGACAUGAGCCGAUAAGCGCGUGUGCCCGCAGAAGCGAGAUUGACUCUCAUCGCAUGGCACAGCACAGACUGAUGGUAGGAAACUUCUGCUUUUUUUGUGCGGGGGGGGCGGGCGUGGUUUUGCUAUUUUCGACUGAAUCACAGAAGAAAAAAAAGCACGGGGAAAAUAAAAAUAUGGAAGCCGUCGCGAAAAAAUAUCACGAAAAAAAAGUUGGGAUAUUUUUUUUCUGAAGUGCCUCCCCCUCCCUUGUCCGCCGUUGUCAACAGAUUCCACCGUGAACAAAACCAACCCCUCCCUCCGGCUCCCGUGUUGUUUCUGUCGUUAAUUUACACGCGAGACGUUCCUCCAUGUGUCACACGGAUGAGUCGACACUGCGGCAGUACACGGAAACGUUACUUUAUUAAUAGCGCGUUACUAUUUUAGCAGUCGCUAUAUAUAUACACAAAAAUAAUGGGUAUUUUAAUGCGAAAAAAAACUUCCAUCCACCCACUCGCCCACGCGGAUCGUUGACAACGCUAUUUGCAAACAGAUUUAUGGGAGGACAGGAAAACAUAAAAGUGUUUUUACAUAUAUAUAGAAAACAAAAAAAGAACAUGAAAAUAUACAUUUAUCCGCUUAAAUGUGUUUGCACAAUGUGUGGUGUUUGGGUAAUUUGGGUUGUAUAAUUGACACGAUGCUUGAUUAUUAUAUUAUUUUAUAUUGGUAUGUAAUGGUCUGCUUCAUAUUCCAGCACGAGGCAGCAAAAAAAAACAUUGCACAUCUUCAAGUUGACUAAAGGUAUAUCAUUUUAUGAAUGCGCUACUUAAAAACAUGUGUGUGGACAUGAACGCUUUCAAGGAGUUCGCAUUGUUUUAUUCAAAUUUUUUGUUGUCCUAGGGGCCUUGGCCUAAUUUCGAAUCUCGCAUUUAAGUCGUAAAAAUAUCGUCGGUUUUUUUAAAAGUUUAUUUUAGUUUUAGUUUGUUCGUUUUUUUUGCUUCAAACAAGUGCUUGCGUGUGUAAAAAGCACCUGCCUAGUUCGGAGCAAAUGCGUCAUCGUCCGUCUUCAGACAGUGUUAGAAACUCGACUUUCCGUAGCCGUCGAGAAAGGUUCCAGCUUUUUAAAAUUAUUUUUAUAACUAUUCUCAUUGGUUACAAAUGUUUUGUGUUUAUUGGACUUGGGCGCGUUGGGGGGUGGGGGAUACGCGACGAAGGGAGUGUCCGUUCUGGACCCGUCGUCCUGCUGGGCAGGCAGCAGGUUGAUGGGUCACAUGCGGAGCAGUGAGGAACAGCAGGUGGUGACGUGGCAAGUGUGAGACUUAGUAGACACCCGUUGGAGGGACUAGAUCCAUUGGUCAAUGGUCAGUGCAGAAGGAUAAAAUGUUAAGCUUGGACGUAAGCAACAGGGGAAGGGAAUCUGAAAUGCGGACGCUCAAGCGGAGAUAGUUGCUGACGGAGAGGUCAGUCGCAGAGGAGUGACCGCCCUCCCAUUGAGUGGAGUUUUGAUACCUUGGCCAUUAAAAUGUAACGAUGCGAGCACACUGCCCUGUGGUUUACGCUGAGAUGUGGCCACCACUUCCGUCCGGUGUGGUGGGCUGAUUUCCAGGACUGCUGGAGGACCUUCUCCUGGAAAAUUGAAAACAAUAUCUACGUACCAAUGUUUUGUAAACUUAAAGCUGAAACCUUCCUCGAUGCGACGCUAAGUACAGUACAGUUUAAUAGGACGGCUUUUGGUAAUAUAUAUUUUCUAUUGUCGGAUAUCCCUUGUGUUUAUUUUAUUCAGACUGUUAUACUACUAUUAUGAUAUUGCUCUUAUUGUUAUUACAAUUGUUAAGCACUAAAAAAAGACUGAAAGCAGCAUACAUGUCCAGAGGUGUUAUUAGUAUUUGAACUGAAAUACUCAAUGUUCCAGUGUUGAGAUAACAAGCUAUGCGAUACAUUUCAAGUUAGAAUUGAAAGUAGUUUUUUUCUGCCACCAUGCCUAACAUUUCAUCCCUUUGGACGUUAAGCGUCUUCCCCGCCCCCACCCCGUACAGCUCUCCGAUUGUAUCUUCGGUUUGUACCUCGUGUCGUUGGGCACGACGUCCGACGUUUCGUUCCGCGUGCCGUGAGAUACGGUUCUUGAAUUAAGCAGCAAAUUUUUUUUUCGUCAUACUGCAUUGCCAAGUGAGCACACAAGCAUAGAAGAAAAAAAAACAGAACACGUUCGUUCGUCAGUAACGCUGCCCUCAACGGAAAAAGAUAAAUGUAAUAACUUGUAGGGCAAUGGCCCUUUAUAGCAGAAGAAGCUCCCUUGCACGUGGAGCAAAACUUCGAACGUCGCGCCAGACAACACUCGGCGCUAAAAACCCAAACACCCAUCGGAGAUGUGGACGAAAACCCACGGCGGGCAGGUACACACCGCUAAUGCGGGAGCCUCGGGUGUUUCACAGCCAAUCGGCACUAACUAGGAGCUGUUUGGAAACACGUGGCCCAUUGGUCGUUAGGUGGCUUGGAUUUCGUAGCAUAUACCGCUUUUAAUUAACGAUCUCGGCAGCUCUGCCAUCACCGGUGGGGAUGGCUACGAUUGGCACGGAGGUCACAGAAAUCGUGAGUUUGAAUGAAGUCCCAGAACGAUUAUAAAUGGCCAUAGGAAAACACAUUGCAAUCAGGUGCUUACUUUAUUUCCUUUCGAGACUGCCGUACGUUACACGCUGAAAAUAUUUUCUGUACGGAGGACGUACGGCAUUCAUCGCAGGUUGGCCAACAGUGUUUGCAGUGGCGGCUUGGUGGGUGGUGCUGGUGCCAUGGUGAUAAAUAACUACUCUAUUUGAUUACCUGCAGCGUUGAUCAGCUUUGUUUUCUCCCGCACCUCCGCCGUUUAAUUCGACUCUAAAUUAUUGUGCCAAAAUCGUAGCCGCCGCCGCUCUCGUGUAUCCACAAUGCCAACACGCGAGGGCAGGUUGUUUUUUUUGGUUGUUGCGGCAUUGCCAAAAUCGUACACCCGGAGAGAAUGCCACGACCAAACUGGCUGGCUCCUGGUUACUUUAACGAACCUCGCAAGGGAAUUCCAGCAGGCGCUCUUAUGGAGAAACGUACGUUCUUUAGGCCGUUUCAGACUCAGAAAUGUCUGGAUGGCGAAUACACUUUUGGUGUGUGCCUGGCCCACGAGUUGCCAAAACCUUUUGUUGGCUCUUGGUAAUGAAUUCAGGAGGUACCCCCACCCCCCCUCCCCCACAUCCUGAUUGAAGGGAAGUUCUGGAAAUGCGUUUUGCAUUGGACAGAAAAGGGCAUUUGAGAAGUUUUUUGAACCCCUGAUUGUAAACUGAUUUUAUUUUGGUAAUUUACCCGUUCGCAUUUUUCUAGGGUGUGGUGAAGAUAGGGCAGUGGCUGUUUUGCAAAAAUAAAAUGGAGGUAAAAAGACAAGAGGCCAGUUUAUAAAAAAAUGUUGAACAUAAAUGUAAGUUUUCACUGACAACACGCAGAAUGUCUGACCUUGCCAAUGUGUGCAAUGCAGGUAGCGAGAGUGAGCACGCUAGCAUCCACGCUCGCGUGUCCUCUUAACAGCCCGAAGCCGGCUCGGCGAAACAUUUUACCAAAAUCCCAUGGUGAAUAUUGUACGCUUUACACGUAACGACCGCUGUAGCCUCAACCAUAACCCACCCCCACUUUUCUCCGCCCACCCACCCCGAUGGUGGUGCCACUGUUGGUGAUAAUUAAUGUCGCCUAAACCCGUCUCGUCUGUCACAGUAGUCGCGUUCAGUUUUAAAUACAGGGCGAUUCAUUUGUAUAUACCCUACUGGUUUGUAAUUGACCGUCUCGCCUGCUUCUCAACAGCUUGACCGCAUAUCGUGAAAGCAACAACUCCGUAUCUUAAUAGCGGGAGAGCAUUGACAGAUUGGUGCGAGGAAUGUGUACAUGCUUUGAAAAAAUGCGGUUGUUUUCUCCGUAAUUAUUGUUUUAACGGGGGUAAUCUGCUGAUGGAUCGCCCAGAAGUCUGCCAGGAAAGCCUCCACCACCGAGUCUCUGCGAGAAAUGAUCACUGGCGCUCAGGUUUUGCUUGAGAGAAAUGCGAUGGCCGAAUAAUUUUUUAAAGAAAAUUAUUGUCUGCCAGUGGGCAGAGCGUAGAGUGCCCUAGCCGGAGAGGGCCCAUUCUUGUGAAGGGAAUGAACCCUCAAGAUGAGAUUGAGAACAAAACUUUCAAACCUUGUAGGGCUGUAACCGCAUCAUAAAGUACUACACGUGUUAUUUUUCCAGUAGUUUGGCAUUUCAAACACGUCGUCGUCAUAAUCGUGGCCCCCGUUGCUUAAAAGUCCACCAAUGCAAGGUGGCCCCUGGUGGCUCAGAGGUCAAGGCCACUGAGCUGGCACCCCUGAACUUAUGAAUUUGAAUCCAGGCGAGGUUGCCUGCGACUAAAACUGGGUUCUCAAGUGCGGCGAGUUGGUGGUCUCAGCCCGUUCACCAAUGAUGACACGCAACUUGCACAUCGCGUUAAAUGUGAUUCUGCGCUUAAUUGUGCCACAGCUCGCCUCGGAGAAUUAAAAACGCCAGUUUGACCGGCACGUAACGAACAUUACUCUCGGUAGCCAGAACGCGUGGGUAGCUCUGUGACAUCCGCUUCUGGGGGCGGUUCUCUGAUGGGGUUUCACUUCUUUGUCGGAUAUCCGAAUGGCAACCGUGCCGCUAAUGAACGCACUCUGCGGCUGCAGAGCGUAACGCGUGCGCGCGGCCGGCGAUGUUGGUCGCGGGAUGACGGGUGGAACGUUUCACGCUCGGUGAGCUGGCACAUCCCAUCCUCCGUGCCGCUCCGUGCGGCUCACUUUUAGGUUGUCUCAGCGCAGCGUUUCUCAACUCCAGUCCUCUCAACAAUACGCACACCCCACCACGCCUCUGCCUCUUCGCAAUUACCAAAUUUAUUUUAAUUCAUAUGCAAAGUAAGCCAUUGCACGCUGAACGCUCCUGAUGGUUGGUGAUGGCCGAAAGCUGUUACUGCAGGAGUUGGGGUUGGUAGCGGUGGUUGUGGGCACGUUGAUGGUGAUUUUGAGAAACUCCGCUUUGGCGAAUGUCAGGUCACCUUGGUGAUGAAUGUGCACAGAUCAUGUGCGUUGACCGCAUUUCACUUGCGAGUAGUUCGUGGGUGAUGUUUGUUUCCACUUUACGCCCAAGGAAAUCAAAAUCUUCUUUUAAAAAGAUUAUAACAGAUGCGUCUUGCGAGUGAGAAAUAUCGAAUACAACCCCCUGUGUGUUGGUGUAACAUCGCCGUAAUCCCCUCCUAAACUCUGCUCGCGAUUUAAACUUCAUUGUGACGACGGUGUCAGUAACAGCAACAUUGUGGACGUGCAAAAGAGGCAGUUGGAAUGUUUUAAGAACAAAGCGUUUUGAAGAGCAAUUAUAUUUUCAGCCUAAUAAGACAGAAGCCACAGUAGUGCGAUUGUGGCCAUGCAACACAAACUGUGGACCCAUACUGCUAAACACUGCAGUCCCUGUGCUCCUUCGAUGGAAAAGGAGGAACAGCAAAACGACACCAACUCUCUCUGCUGAAGCCCUCUCGUUGUCGCUAGCAGCAGACCUCGAUAUUGGUAUUCGGCUCCUCGACGUAUUGCCGCCAUGUAUGUUGAACUUCUUUCGCACCGUACGUAGCCAACCGUGCUAAUCUUAGGUGCUGGGGAAGGGGGACAACAAGCUUCAACUCAAAAAGCAGUUCUAAAGGGAAUUCGGAGUCUUUAAUCUCGAGUGAGUUUUCAAGCCAUCAUAGCGCGAGAAGAGAAUUAACAGCAGAUGCCAGUUCAAAUUUUACAUUGUGAUUCGGAUUGCAUAGCCACAAGGUGGUCCCCGCUCUUGAACCCUCCCCCCCAUCACUGACGGCGGAGAACAUCUGCACCCGGGGGCGACCCCAUGGGACGACUACGGUGAUGACUCCACCACAGACGGCUCGGUGUCCCCGGGAGGGACCUCCGUGGCCGCCCGGGGGGGCACCAGACCAGACCGUAUUUGAUAUUCGUGCCAUAUUUCAAGGGGGGGCAAUUUUUCCACCCAGGCUCUCGUCAACCAAUUAAUGCCGUCGGAGACUGCUUAGACCAAAUGAAGGUGGAAAACUUGGCUUAUUUAUUUAUCAUGCGAUUGGAUAGGAGGCGGGGGAGGAGUUGUGUCGUCAUGGCGACCGUGCUGAUGCCACCCACCCAACUCGACGACUCCUGGUGAGGACGUGGCCAAGCCCACGAGCAGCUGCUAGGAAAUGGAACAUGGGGCUGGGUUACUUCAGUGUUGGCUCAGCACUGCUGCUGUUUCAGCGAUGAUUGGUAUAACCCCCCCCCCCCCAGCCUUCUCGAGUCACCCGGCCACGCCGGGCUUGACCCCCAACUCGAAUGAAUCGAUCAUUUAACUAAACUAUUGAAGCUAUUUUUGAAGCUAUUUUUAGAUUUGAAGCUUUCGUGACUGCAAGGAUUCAUACUCUUAGG